UUUUUCAUUUCAACAGGUAUUCAAUUGCCUUAUGCUUCAAUAAUGAGAGACCUAAGAUGAAUGCAAGUUCAAAGGAAGCAGAUUCUUCCAGCAAACAACAAAGCAACACAAAUGAUACCAAGUUGAGCAGUACUGGCCAAUCUAGCUCUUCUUCCCCAUGGUUAAGACUGAAGGAUCCACGAGUCGUACGUGUUUCUCGUGCCUUUGGGGGAAAAGACCGGCACAGUAAAGUUUUCACCAUUAGAGGAUUGAGAGACCGAAGGGUGAGACUCUCAGUUCCCACUGCUAUUCAAUUGUAUAAUCUUCAAGACAGGCUCGGACUUAAUCAGCCUAGCAAGGUUGUCGAUUGGUUGCUCGAUGCAGCUAAACACGAAAUCGAUGAACUCCCUCCACUCCCAUGGCCACCACAAGGGGACUUUGCCUUUAACCAUCAGAUGGUUCUAAGUAGUAGUACUUCUCAAGAACCAGGUCCUUCCCAAUCCAACAAACAAGGGCUUAAAACUGGUACCUGUGUUGAUUCGGAAGAUCCUGCGGCCGAAUUACCGAGAUGGAACUUUUGGAACUCUGAUGCAUGUUGGAGAGCUAAGUUCAAAGAAGUUGCAAGGGAAACGACCAAUGAGAAAGAUGAUGGGAACAAAAGAAAUGAAGGGGAAAAGCAACAAGACAUGUUAAGCAAUACAGUUCCCUAUGGUUCUUACUAUCAUUUUGAACCUCCAAGCUUUGCUUGCAGCCAUGGUUUUGCUUCCCACACAGAAGAUCUUCAUAAUUUCAAUGUUGAGCCUUUACCAUUGGCAUCAACAUUAUCUCUAUCAUCUGGAACUUCUCAAAUGCUUGAUCCUAGACAACAAGUUAACCAUUUCCAAUUGCUCAGCUCAGCUGCUCAAACCAUCUUGCCAAGCUCUAUUAACCCGCCACCACCGUAGUCAAUAAGCCAAUCUAUCAGACCCUUCCAUUUGAGCAUUGCCCCUAGGUUUCCUUCUAAGGAACAGAAGUUUCCUUCUAAAUGACAAGAAAGGUAGUAUUUUACUUCCUGGAACUGAGAAGCAGACAGCUAAGUUAUAGUUAUCGGGAUAUAACAAUUAAGGUUUUGUGUUUUGAUUUCAUCGGAUGAUUGAGGGGAAAAUCAGAUCUUCAUGUAUAGAUUUGAAUGCCAUACUGCUGAAUUAAUUCUAAUCAAUAUCUGAUGCUUAUGAAUA
This is a messenger RNA of Hibiscus syriacus, 1196 nucleotides long. Its product is annotated as transcription factor TCP13-like. The record is from RefSeq and is a predicted model, not a curated record. Gene Ontology annotation, cellular component: nucleus. Lineage: Eukaryota; Viridiplantae; Streptophyta; Magnoliopsida; Malvales; Malvaceae. The transcript is spliced from 2 exons. The coding region runs from base 57 to 923 and encodes 288 amino acids. Gene Ontology annotation, molecular function: DNA-binding transcription factor activity; sequence-specific DNA binding.